AUGUUUAGAUUGAGCAGUUUUUUACGAUUUAUUGGGAAAGAAAUUGCCGUGCCCGCAUCUGUUGAUCUUGCGCUCCUGCGUAAAAUUCUUUGCCCGACGAUUCAGCCUUCGGAGCUUGUUUCUUUUGCUCCCGAAGCAGCAGUUCUUGUGCGAAGAAUGAAUGUCCCUCAGGCGGUAAACAUUCUUGAGCUUUUCUCACGAAACGGUGUGCGUCACGAGGAUCUGAUGUUGGCCGGCUUCUGGAACGUGUUCAAAGCUGAACGGCCAUUGCUCUCUGGGAAUGAGGCGGCUGGGUUGAUGCAGGAUUUUGCUGCUUGCACGGCGACAUGUUUCCGACUGGUGUUUCAGGAGGGAUUUGUGCAUGACCCGCAAUUAUUGGCCAUUGCAUUUGGAAGAUGUGUUGAAUGUGCUCCCCAUUUGCCCUUUCGUGGGAUCGUCGACGCCUACGAGGGCAUUCAACUUUUUGGUCGCAGGUACUUUAGCCUCGCCGAGGUGGCGUUGUACUCGGGCGGGGCAGAUGAUGAUCCACAGGCACUAGACUCUAUCAAGGAGCCUUCAUCCUCUACCGUCCUGUCUAGCCAGCCCAAUCUUGUGGAUGUUCUUUGUGGGGAGCUGGAAUCUCGGUUGCGGUUGGUGGUAGAUGAACGGUGCGAACAAGACACCUCCUAUGUGGUGCGGUUAUUGCAGGCGUUGUCCGCUGUGGGAAUUAUGGAUGCCAAUGUCUUCUUGUCUAUCCGAAAGGUGAUUGAAUUCACGAAAAUAACUACUAAAACUUUUUUGGACAUAUUAAUAAGCGUCCAUGGAAUUCAUACCCGCGUCAUUGAUGUUUUGGAUCACGAGGGAGAUGAUGAGUGGCUGCGUUCUGAGCGUUCGACACUGGUGAGGGUGCUAACCGACAAACUUCUUGCACGGAACCUCUUUAUUGAUCGUCGCCGAUGCGACCCGCAGUUCGUCUUGAGAUUGCGGCAGCUAUUUGAAGUGUAUCCCGCCCUGGCCGAUGACGCACCGCGUCUGUGGGACGCCGUCCGUGUGGUCCGUGUGGCACACAAGCACGCGACGCGUCCGAACGAGAAGAAACAUCGUCUCGGGGGCGCCCUGUUUAAGAGUGAGUAUGCCGUGAAGGUGAAGCCUAUCAUCCCCGAUCGGUCAGAAGCCGAGCGGUUUGUUCCACCCCAGUUUAAGAAUUGGAGUAGUCCCGCGGUGAAAAAUUUUCGUCAUCAGGGACCGGCAACACCGCAGAAGAUGGGCUUUGGCACGCGCCGGAUAUCGAAGAACUACAUCAAGGAAAAACGGAGGAAGUUUGCCCCUGCUGUCUGGUGA
Molecule: messenger RNA, 1320 nt
Organism: Trypanosoma cruzi
Lineage: Eukaryota; Euglenozoa; Kinetoplastea; Trypanosomatida; Trypanosomatidae
Exons: 1
Coding region: 1-1320 (439 amino acids)
Source: RefSeq, a predicted model, not a curated record